AUGACCUCUCAACCAGCGUCGGCAGCGACGGACGUCAAGAUCGCGGUGGACCUCUCCAAGCAGGCUGCCGAUGAAGAAGCCAAGAAACAGUUCGCAAAUGCGUACCGGAUCUACCGAAAGACGGUGGAAGCCUACCUAAAUGCUACUCUUGCGGUGCGAACCAUGUGCGCUCCGUACAUUGAGAGGGUCCUGCGACUGAAAGACCACGCGCGAGACAUUGACCAAGAUGUGCUGUGCGCGGGCAUGCCCGAAAUGAGUUGCAUUCACCAGCUGUCUCUGCUGGGCUUGCUUCUGCCCCCCUGGUGUCUCACGGCAGUGACGGUGAGUGCCAAGAGGAGGAUCUGCUACACGAACGACAUCGUAGGCAUUGACUCAGUGAAGAACAAGCUCGCCCAGAUUCUCAUGAAUCCCAAGGCAAGAGGAGCAUCCGUCAUACUCCUCUACGGACCCCACGGCAGCGGCAAAAGUUUUAUUGUCCGGGCAAUUGCGUCCAAGUAUCCGGACAAGCCAGUCUUCAUCGUCAACAUCGAAGCAUUAAUGGCCGCCACGUUUCAGCACGAGGGUAUCAAGUUAGCUAGCUCAAUUAUAAAGAAUUUUAGGAAACACGAUUGUGCCAUAUUGGUGCUAGAGGACCUUGAUCGCCUCUAUUCGCACAGGGCAGAAGGAAUAGGACGAGAGAUUGAUGCCAUGAGAAAAGAAAUAUUAGCCUACAUGCAGGAAGUGAAGGAAAAGAGAGAAUUUCGUGAGGUAAUCAUCGCCACUGCGAGAAAGCCGUGGCGCUUGGAAAAGAGCAUGCUGGAGACAUUUCAGACAAAAAUAUGGCUCCCUCCGCCGUCGUUUAAUGAGCGUGUUGCGAUCAUCACGCGCGAGUUGGGAAAAGUAAGGUGUCCUUCAUUCUCAGAAAGCGAUGUCCAUGAUCUGGCAUCGCGAACCGAGCACUACUCGUGCUACCAAGUUAUGAGCAUUCUGCGAUUGGCUCUGGCUCGAAAUUUCGAAAACCUGGAGUCUAUCAGGCUUAAGGAAGAUGCUGAGAGAGUCGACCACGUAACGAAGGACGACAUCCUGGUUGUUUCCGAAAUACUUCCUCCCGACAUGAGCGAAGACGACAUGGUGAAGUAUCGCGAGUUCACGUCUGCCUCCACCGCGGUCCCUAUGCGAGGCUCGUCGGCUGUGUCCGUGACCAAUUUGCAAGCGGGCGUUCAUUCUUCAAGCACUGUGCUCCCGAGUUCAGCUGCGGGGGCUGCGGAGAGCAGCCGCGUAAGCACCGUUAUCGACGGCCGCGUUAGCGCUGCCAUAAGCAGCGCUUCCAAAGCUGCUACAGACAUUCGCGUUGACAACAGUGCCAGGAACUCAGUACCUGGCCACACCGACACGGCCCCUGAAUUUUCCAGGUAUCAAGGAAAGGAUCAGAUGUCUGUUCACGAGAUCCAUGCGCGGCGUCACAAGCGUUAG
Rhipicephalus sanguineus (brown dog tick) is the source of this 1452-nucleotide messenger RNA. Its product is annotated as vacuolar protein sorting-associated protein 4A. NCBI's taxonomy places the organism in Eukaryota, Metazoa, Arthropoda, Arachnida, Ixodida, Ixodidae. The transcript has a single exon. Gene Ontology annotation, biological process: endosomal transport; vacuole organization. The coding region runs from base 1 to 1452 and encodes 483 amino acids. Gene Ontology annotation, molecular function: ATP hydrolysis activity; ATP binding. The record is from RefSeq and is a predicted model, not a curated record.